Selaginella moellendorffii is the source of this 2388-nucleotide messenger RNA. Its product is annotated as pentatricopeptide repeat-containing protein At1g63330. The record is from RefSeq and is a predicted model, not a curated record. NCBI's taxonomy places the organism in Eukaryota, Viridiplantae, Streptophyta, Lycopodiopsida, Selaginellales, Selaginellaceae. Gene Ontology annotation, molecular function: protein binding. Bases 22 to 2235 code for a protein of 737 amino acids. The transcript is spliced from 2 exons.
AAGCCCUAGGGGUUAGGGUUUAUGAAUGGCGGCAAGAUUUGGAUGCUCGCGCGGCUAUCGCGCAUUGCACAGGUACCCAGCCGCGCCAGAUCGAUCGCCAUGCAGCCGGUAGCUCAGGAAUCCACCGAGGAUGAGGCGGACGAUCUUGCCGCUUGCUCCAAUGCGGGCGUCUGGAGCUACAGGGAUUUCGCGCAGAUGCUCCACUCUUCCUCCUCCUCUUCCAGUCAUUCGAUCGAGGCGGCGCUGGGCAGGCUACGCCGGGAAAUCUCCACUGACGCCGUGGUGAAGAUCUUCCAGUGCCUCAAGGACGCCGAUCUCGCCUGGGAGCUCUUCCAGUGCCUCUCCUCCCCUCGAUUCGGCUUCCAGCACAGCGUCCACACGGGGAACGCGCUCCUGGAUGUGUUUGCCAGGACCAAGCGCCACAGGGAGGCCGGGAAUCUCCUCAAGAACGAGCUCGCGACGAUAUUUCGGCCGGAUGUGGAGACCUGGAACGUCCUCAUCACCGGCUACUGCCUGGCUCGCGAGCCCGAGGAGGCAUUCGCGGUGAUGAGGGAGAUGGAGGAGGAUUUCGGCGUGGCGCCGUCGCUCAAGACCCACAAUCUCGUCCUCCACGGCCUGUGCAAGUCGGGGAAGGUCCUCGCGGCGAUGGAUCACUUCGAGACGGUGAGGAGAUUCAUGCCGGUGAGCGCUGCGACGUUCUCGAUCCUCAUCAAUGGCCUCGUCAAAGCAGGUAUGCUGAUCCAGGCUCACUCCCUCGCCCAGGAGACCACAACCAAUGGCUGCACGAUCGACAUCCACACCUAUACCACCAUUGUAGACUGGCUCGCCAAGAACAAGAAGAUCCAAGAGGCCGUGGCUCUGAUGGAGAAGAUCACUGCCAAUGGGUGUACUCCCACCAUCGCCACCUACAACGCUCUCCUCAAUGGUCUUUGCAAGAUGGGACGCCUCGAAGAAGCCAUUGAUCUCCUUCGCAAGAUCGUCGACAAUGGCUGCACGCCGGACGUGGUCACUUACACCUCGCUCAUUGAUGGCCUCGGCAAGAAGAAGCGAUCCUUCGAAGCUUACAAGCUUUUCAAGGAGAUGGCUUCGCGGGGACUGGCUCUCGACACCGUCUGCUACACUGCUCUCAUCCGGGGACUCCUCCAGGCCGGGAAAAUCCCGCAAGCUUCCUCGGUCUACAAGACAAUGACGUCCCAAGGCUGCGUUCCAGACGUGGUAACACUCAGCACCAUGAUCGACGGCCUCUGCAAGGCCGGGAGGAUUGGAGCGGCAGUCCGGAUCUUCAAGUCGAUGGAAGCUCGAGGCCUGGCUCCAAACGAGGUGGUGUACAGCGCUCUCAUCCACGGCCUGUGCAAGGCCAGGAAGAUGGACUGUGCGCUGGAGAUGCUGGCCCAGAUGAAGAAGGCGUUUUGCACCCCGGACACCAUCACUUACAACAUCCUCAUCGACGGGCUUUGCAAGAGUGGCGACGUUGCGGCAGCACGGGCCUUCUUCGACGAGAUGCUCGAGGCCGGAUGCAAGCCCGACGUUUACACGUACAACAUUCUCAUAUCGGGGUUCUGCAAGGCCGGGAACACCGACGCUGCCUGUGGAGUCUUCGACGACAUGAGCUCUAGCCGCUGCUCGCCAAACGUUGUCACCUACGGGACUCUCAUCUCCGGCCUCUGCAAGCGCCGCCAGCUGACCAAGGCCUCGCUAUACUACCAGCACAUGAAGGAGAGAGGCUGCCCUCCGGACAGCUUCGUCUACAGCAGCUUGGUGGACGGGCUCUGCAAGUCGGGGAAGCUCGAAGGCGGCUGCAUGCUCUUUGACGAGAUGGAGAGGAGCGGUGUUGCAAACAGCCAGACGCGGACCAGGCUGAUCUUCCAUCUCUGCAAAGCGAACCGGGUCGACGAGGCCGUGUCGCUUUUCAACGCCAUCAGGAAGGAAGGAAUGCCGCACCCUUACGCCUACAACUCGAUCAUCAGCGCUCUCAUCAAGUCGGGCAAGGUGAACGAAGGACAGGCCGUGUACCAGGAGAUGACUCGCUGGUGGAAGCCCGAUCGCGUCACCUACAACGCACUGCUCAAUGGGAUGAUCGGAGCAAACAGGAUGGACAGAGCUCACUUUUAUUACCUGGAGAUGACCGGCAGGGGCUACGUUCCUCCCGUGUCCAUACUUCACAAGCUCGCCGACGACCGACUCAAGGACAUGCCGGCUCCUGCUUCGCGGCCUUGUUCUUCGUCUCGUUCUUGAGCAAGCUUGAUACUCGGUGUUCUUGGCUGUGAUGUCCCUCGGAUGCCAGUAGCUGCGAUGUUGCCAAGCCAUUGCUAUAGAGACAAACUCCAAGAGAACGCUAAGCUAGCUAGCUUUGGCUAGAAAGAAAAGGAAAGAAUAAUAGUCUUGCCU